AUGGCGGACCAAGGUGGGGGUCCCCGAGGCAAGGGACGUAGCAGCUACGACGGGUCUCCCCGAGACCACACCCUGUUCCCCGCCCACAUCCGAAUCCUUCGGCCCAGCCACCGGAAGUCACGGCGGACGGAGCGUUUUCGUGUGGACACUGCCCCGGGGCUCUCAGCAGCAAAUCCCGAGCCCGCGGCGGAGGCUCGAGGAGUGCCGGACAGGGACCCGGGAGGAAUGCCAAGCCCAAGCUCAGACGCACAGAACCGGCUAGCUGCUAGGGCGAUUAGUCCCCGCCUCGUGGACGGGGAAACUGAGGCGGAACGAGAAGAGCACACGCUCUCAGCCGAGGCCGUCCGCCCCUCCCCUGGCCCGGGAGCAUCUCUGCCCCCCGCAGACCGUUUUCUGGGGCGGAGUCUUCGUUCUCUUCUGCACUUGGGAACUUGGAACGGACUCUUGCCGCCGGUUCCACCCCGGUCCCCGGCUCGGCUCGGGGCGCGCCGGAAGUGCUCCUACAGAGGCCGGCGGGGCGGCGCGCGGCCCUUCACCACGGCGACGUCUGGGGCCCCGCGGCGUUUCUGCCGCUGCGCCUGCUUCUGCUCCGAGAACUUGUACGUGGCGCGCUACGGGCUCCACGUGCGCUUCCGGGGCGAGCAGCAGCUGCGCCGGGACUAUGGCCCGAUCCUGCGCAGCCGAGGGUGUGUCAGCCCCAAGGACUUCCAGCAGCUGUUAGGAGAGCUUGAACAGGAGGUGGAGCGACGGCAGCGGCUGGGGCAGGAGUCGGCUGCCAGGAAAGCCCUCAUUUCGAGCUCCUACCACCCAGCGCGGCCUGAUGUCUACAACACGCUGCAGGACGAGGCUCUGGCCCCUGAGUUUUUGGCUGCAGCUGAGUACAGCACAUCACCGGGUGCAGACCUUGAAGGCCUUCUCCAGCGGCUGGAGACGGUGUCUGGGGCGAAGCGUAUCUACCGGCUGCCGGUGCUCACAGCACCAUUCUGCCAGGCCCUGCUGCAGGAGCUGGAGCACUUCGAGCAGUCAGACAUGCCCAAGGGAAGACCCAACACCAUGAACAAUUAUGGGGUGCUGCUGCACGAGCUAGGCCUGGAUGAGCAGCUGGUGACGCCCCUGCGGGAGCGCUUCCUGCAGCCACUGACAGCGCUGCUGUAUCCAGACUGUGGAGGGGGCUGGCUUGACAGCCACCGGGCCUUCGUGGUCAAAUACGCGCCAGGCCAGGACCGUGAGCUCGGCUGCCACUAUGAUAACGCCGAGCUCACCCUCAACGUGGCCCUUGGCAAGGCCUUCACGGGGGGCGCCCUGUACUUCGGGGGCCUCUUCCAGGCGCCUUCAGCCCUGGCCCAGCCCCUGGAGGUGGAGCACGUGGUGGGCCAGGGCAUCCUGCACCGGGGCGGCCAGCUGCACGGGGCCCGGCCCCUGGGCACGGGCGAGCGCUGGAACCUCGUCAUCUGGCUCCGGGCCUCUGCUGUGCGUAACCGCCUGUGCCCCAUGUGCUGCCGCAAACCUGACCUGGUGGACGACGAGGGCUUCGGCGACGGCUUCACCCGCGAGGAGCCCCCCGUGGUGGAUGUGUGCGCUCUGACUUGAGCCAGGCCGGGCCGUGUGGGGGUAGCAUGGCAGGUGAGGGCUCUGCCUCUUGGGUAGGGUGGGACAGGAAUAAACUCCCUGCAGCCCUCAGGCACUUCUUGGUUCAAAAGGACACACCAGCUUCUGCGUCAUUCUUUCCCCAGACAAGCUGGCUUGGGUCAGGUUUGUCAGAGCCAGAGCCUGAGAUGGGGAUUCC
Molecule: messenger RNA, 1786 nt
Organism: Odobenus rosmarus divergens (Pacific walrus)
Lineage: Eukaryota; Metazoa; Chordata; Mammalia; Carnivora; Odobenidae
Gene: OGFOD2
Product: 2-oxoglutarate and iron-dependent oxygenase domain containing 2
Exons: 9
Coding region: 1-1590 (529 amino acids)
Molecular function (GO): oxidoreductase activity, acting on paired donors, with incorporation or reduction of molecular oxygen; iron ion binding; L-ascorbic acid binding
Source: RefSeq, a predicted model, not a curated record